Suillus clintonianus is the source of this 750-nucleotide messenger RNA. Its product is annotated as dienelactone hydrolase. The record is from RefSeq and is a predicted model, not a curated record. The coding region runs from base 1 to 750 and encodes 249 amino acids. The transcript has 8 exons. Gene Ontology annotation, molecular function: hydrolase activity. Lineage: Eukaryota; Fungi; Basidiomycota; Agaricomycetes; Boletales; Suillaceae.
AUGAGUUUCUGCAAAGACUGCAUCCAAGGCGUACGUCACGAGGGUGAGCCUCAAGGAACGUUGGAGACUAUCGGUGGUGUUAGUUGCUACGUCGCCACCCCUACUGUCGACUAUGCCAAGGACAAAGUCAUCCUAUACCUGCCGGACGUCUUCGGUAUCGAACUCGUCAAUGCCAAGCUCAUCGUUGAUGACUUUGCAAACAACAGUUUCAAGGUCAUCGCGGUCGACUACUUCAACGGCGAUAGUCUUCCCGCUGAUGCAAUGAAUUCCGACACAUUUGACCUCAAGAAAUGGGUCGCCAACCAUGGUGCCGAGCAGACCCGCCCUCCUCUCGAUAAGGUCAUCGCCGCGCUCAAAGAGGAAGGUGUCACCAAGUUCGGGGUCACUGGAUACUGCUUCGGCGGUCGCUAUGCCUUUGACCUCGCAUUCGAGAACGUCAUCCAGUGCACCGUCGUCUCCCACCCCUCGGCCUUGAAGAUUCCUGAAGACCUCGAGACGUACUUUUCCAAAUCACAGGCGCCUCUCCUGAUCAACUCCUGCGAAAUCGAUCAGAUGUUCCCCGCCGGAGCCCAAGCAAAGGCUGAUGAAAUUUUUGGCGACGAGAAAUUCGCUCCAGGAUACAAGCGCGAGUAUUUCCCAGGUUGCAAGCAUGGGUUUGCUGUACGUGGGGAUAUGACAGACCCACUAGCCAAAGCUGGGAAGGAGGGCUCGUUCAAAGCUAGCGUGGAGUUCUUCCUGGAGCAUCUGUGA